Molecule: messenger RNA, 2505 nt
Organism: Aspergillus wentii DTO 134E9
Lineage: Eukaryota; Fungi; Ascomycota; Eurotiomycetes; Eurotiales; Aspergillaceae
Product: choline/carnitine O-acyltransferase
Exons: 4
Coding region: 1-2505 (834 amino acids)
Biological process (GO): carnitine metabolic process
Cellular component (GO): mitochondrion
Molecular function (GO): carnitine O-acetyltransferase activity
Source: RefSeq, a predicted model, not a curated record
AUGUCUUACUCGUCCACGGCAGUCCGUUUCUUUACCUCACCUAAACCACUGAGAGAUCCGAUGGACUUCUCUCAAUCCCAGGCGUCUCAGCCUACCUUGGAGACCAAGAUCAAAUCCUCUGCCAAUACCUCUUCAGAGACCGUGGAGAUGUCCACAAGCACAAAGCCCAACGACACAGAUGCUGCGCCGGAGAAAAAGGGCGUAACAUAUUCUAACCAAGACUCGCUCCCAAAACUACCUAUUCCGGAUCUUGAAGGUACUUGUCAGAAAUACCUCGAGUCCCUGUCUGCUGUACAGACUCCUAGAGAGCAAGAGGAGUCGAAAGCGGCGGUGCAGGAGUUUCUCGGUUCCGAUGGUCCUGUGCUUCAGGAAAGACUCAAGAACUAUGCAUCGUCGAAAACAAGUUAUAUCGAGCAGUUUUGGUAUGAUUCUUACCUGAAUUUUGAUAAUCCCGUCGUCUUGAACCUCAACCCCUUCUUCUUGUUGGAAGAUGACCCAACUCCCGCGAGAAAUAACCAGGUCACAAGAGCUGCCUCCUUGGUUGCCUCGGCUCUGUCGUUUGUCCGAGCAGUCAGGCGAGAAGAGCUGCCACCUGACACCGUACGGGGAACGCCACUCUGCAUGUACCAAUAUUCGCGACUCUUCGGCACGGCGCGAGUACCAACCGAUAAUGGCUGUGUUAUCAGCCAGGAUCCCACAGCAAAACAUAUUGUGGUUUUGUGUCGAGGACAGAUCUAUUGGUUUGAUGUCCUUGAUGAAAACCAUGAUCUGAUUAUGACCGAGAAGGAUAUUGCACUUAACCUGCAGGUCAUCCUUGGCGAUGCUCAACAGACACCUAUCCAGGAGGCUGCUAAGGGAGCUCUCGGAGUUCUUAGUACAGAAAACCGCAAGGUGUGGUCAGGACUGAGAGACACCCUGACCAAGGAUGAAGGCUCCAACAAUGCGGAAUGCUUGAACAUUGUUGACACCGCUCUCUUCGUCCUUUGCUUGGAUUACACUGAACCAAGCAGCGUGUCAGAGCUCUGUGCUAACAUGCUGUGCGGUACCAGCGAAGUAAUCAAGGGUGUGCAGGUUGGAACUUGCACCAACCGGUGGUACGAUAAGCUCCAAAUUAUUGUUUGCAAGAACGGCAGCGCAGGAAUCAACUUUGAGCAUACUGGCGUCGAUGGACACACUGUGCUUCGGUUCGCGAGCGAUGUAUACACAGACACCAUACUUCGCUUCGCCAAAACGAUUAACGGCCAAGCCCCGACCCUGUGGACGUCCAACAGCCCCGAUCCAUCCAAGCGGGACCCCCGCAGUUUUGGCAAUGUGAGCACCACGCCCCGGAAACUCGAAUGGGACAUGGCUCCUGAGCUGAGCAUUGCCCUGCGGUUCGCCGAGUCCCAUCUUUCCGAUCUGCUCCAGCAGCACGAGUUCCAUGUGCUGGACUUUGAGGGCUAUGGCAAGAACUUUAUUACGUCGAUGGGGUUUUCGCCCGAUGCUUUUGUGCAGAUGGCGUUCCAGGCGGCGUACUACGGUCUCUACGGCCGCAUGGAGAACACCUAUGAACCCGCAAUGACCAAGUUCUUCCUUCAUGGACGGACAGAGGCGAUCCGGCCUGUCACUAACGAUUGUGUGGACUUUGUCAAGACCUUCUGGGGAGAAAACCCAGCCGAGCAAAAGGUGGACGCUCUUCGAAAAGCGGCAGAAAAACAUACGGCCAUUACCAAAGAGUGUUCCAAAGGACAGGGUCAUGAUCGACACCUCUACGCGCUGUACUGUCUGUGGCAGCGUUCCUUUGACGAGGGGGCCUCAUCUGCUGGUAACAGUGUGGAUUCCUACUCCAAUGGGUACUCCAGCCCCGUUGAGAACGGGUCAACAGUUGAGUCGCCCAAGAUGUCGACAUCAGCAUCGGAGGAUGGCCUAUCUUCUCAGAGCUACAGUCUUCGUGGGAUGCGCACAUUGCAGCCCACGCCCGCCAUCUUCAGCGACGGAGGCUGGGACAGGAUCAACAACACGAUCCUGUCAACCUCGAACUGCGGCAACCCGUGUCUGAGGCAUUUUGGAUUCGGGCCGACAUCUGGGGACGGGUUCGGCAUCGGAUACAUAAUCAAGGAGGACUCGAUAUCGAUCUGUGCCUCGUCGAAGCACCGACAGACGGCGCGACUGAUGCAAACGUUGGAGUCAUACUUGCUUGAGAUUCGGAAAUUGCUGCACGCGACCAAGCGCAAGACGAUGAGCCCGCGCACUAGCCGGGCCCGAGAGAUGGAGCAGAUUGCAGACCGACUCCAGCGUGAUCACCGCCGGGGUCGGAUUGUCCGGGGCGACCCGGGCCAUCGGGGAGCGGAUACACCUACGACAGAUAGCGGCGAGAUUGAAGAUGAUGGCAUGGGCGGAUACGGAUUCUUCGACGCAGGGAUGCUACUUCAUGCACUGAAGGGAGUGAAUGCCGAAAGAGAGCGGGGAGAUAAGCCCGCGAAACGGCGGUUUGUUGGAAAGAAGCUACAUCUAAACGAAUACUGA